GCCGGAAAGGGCCCAGCCUCGACAUGGAAGAGCAGAGGCGUUCUGUGGGCUGGGCUGAGAGCCUCCUCCCUGAGACAGCCUCGGCUUGACCCCCGGCCCGGGAGGGAUCGAGCCAGGGGGCUGUCUUAGUAAUUCCGGGAGCCUCCACCCCUUGGUGGCGGAGACACGGAGGGCGGGUCGCGCUCGAGGGUCAGGGAGGAGAGUGACCCGGCCCGGAUUCAGGGCCCUCCCCAGUCGCCUGGCGGCCCGAACUCCAGCCCCGGGGAGUGGGCAGGGCCUGUUUCUGUGCCUCACGCCCUGCUUUUCGCCUCCUUUAGCGCUGUCUGCUAGCUGCUUUUCCUGCUCUCUCUCUCCUGGGAGGCGAAUCCUUGAGCCCGAGAUGGCAGCCACCCUGCUCAUGGCUGGGUCCCAGGCACCUGUGACAUUUGAAGAUAUGGCCAUGUAUCUCACCCGGGAAGAAUGGAGACCUCUGGACCCUACACAAAGGGACCUUUACAGGGAUGUUAUGCAGGAGAAUUAUGGAAAUGUUGUCUCAUUAGAUUUUGAAAUCAGGAGUGAAAAUGAGGUGAAUCCAAAGCAAGAGAGUAGUGAAGAUGUGGAAUUUGGGACUGCAUCUGAAAGACCUGUUGGUAAUACUGAGGACAGUCCUGAAAGUGAAGAGGGCUUUGAAAACAGGGAUAGAUCAGAAAGACAAUGGGGAGAUCUAACAGAAGAGUGGGUAAGCUAUCCUCUCCAACAAGUCACCGAUCUGCUUGUCCACAAAGAAGUCCAUACAAGCAUCCGAUAUCAUAUAUGUUCUCAUUGUGGAAAGGCCUUUAGUCAGAUCUCAGACCUUAAUCGACAUCAGAAAACCCACACCGGUGACAGACCCUAUAAGUGUUAUGAAUGCGGAAAGGGCUUCAGUCGGAGUUCCCACCUUAUUCAGCAUCAAAGAACACACACUGGAGAGAGGCCCUAUGACUGUAAUGAGUGCGGGAAAAGUUUUGGAAGAAGCUCUCACCUCAUUCAGCAUCAGACAAUCCACACUGGAGAAAAGCCCCAUAAAUGUAACGAGUGCGGAAAAAGUUUCUGCCGGCUCUCUCACCUAAUCCAGCACCAAAGGACCCACAGUGGGGAAAAACCCUAUGAGUGUGAGGAGUGUGGGAAAAGCUUCAGCCGGAGCUCUCACCUAGCUCAGCACCAGAGGACCCACACAGGUGAGAAGCCUUACGAAUGUAACGAAUGUGGGAGAGGCUUCAGUGAGAGAUCUGAUCUGAUCAAACACUAUCGUGUCCACACGGGGGAAAGACCCUACAAGUGUGAUGAGUGUGGGAAGAAUUUCAGUCAGAACUCCGACCUUGUGCGCCAUCGCAGAGCCCACACAGGGGAAAAGCCAUACCACUGUAAUGAAUGUGGGGAGAAUUUCAGCCGCAUCUCACACUUGGUUCAGCACCAGAGAACCCAUACUGGGGAAAAGCCAUAUGAAUGUAAUGCCUGUGGGAAAAGCUUCAGCCGGAGCUCUCAUCUUAUCACACACCAGAAAAUUCACACUGGAGAGAAGCCCUAUGAGUGCAACGAGUGUUGGCGAAGCUUUGGUGAAAGGUCAGACCUAAUUAAACACCAGAGAACCCACACAGGAGAGAAACCCUAUGAGUGUGUGCAGUGUGGAAAAGGUUUUACCCAGAGCUCCAACCUCAUCACACAUCAAAGAGUUCAUACGGGAGAGAAGCCUUAUGAGUGUACCGAAUGUGAGAAGAGUUUCAGCCGGAGCUCCGCUCUCAUUAAACAUAAGAGAGUUCACACUGACUAAGUCCUGUAAUUAUGACUGAGAAAUGAUUCAUUUGAAGGUACAAUUUUAUUUGAUAUCAAAGAGCUCUCUCAAGACUGAGCUGCUUUUACUGUACUGAAUUUCCUUGUUGUGGGCCACAGUUUAGAACAUCAAAGAAGACAAGCCACUUGAAAUUCUGAUCCAUGGCUUUGGGAAUGGUAUUCCUUCCUCCAAAAUAGUGAUUUUUAUUCACCCAAUAUUAAUGAAUUAUUUCAUCAAAAUCAGCCCCACAAGUAACUGGAAAUCUGAAGACCAGGUGCUAAAUGCUGAUAAAUGCUUAGGCCUGGAAAUGGAGUAAAUCUUUAAAAGUAAUUUCUCCCAUCCUUGGCCCAAAGAACUAUGCUAGGGGAAAUAUUGACCUGUGAUAGGGUGGUCACAGCUGCUUUGGUAAAAGACAACCAGAGACUUUGCCUGAAUUGCCACACCUAUUCACUCACCAUGGUAGCUGGGCACACACAUCUUCCCUUCAAAGGGCUUUCUCCUUGAGUUGCUCAUGCAUUUGUAUCUUUCUGUCUUCCUAAGAGCAGGAUUCUGCAUGAUGAAGGCAAUGAUCAUAACAUUUUGCCUCAUUGUUUCUAACUAACUUUUUUAAAGCUUUCAUGUUUGUGGAAGCUAACUGAAGAUACAGAUUAAAAGGAAAAAUGAGACAUAGGUUUGGGGACCAAGGACUCAUCAACAGUGGUGACUUUAGCAAGAGAUGCCCACUGUUAUUGCCAUUAAUCAGAAUUUAUUAAUUUUCUUUGGGGAUCACUGUAGGGAAUAUUGUAGGGAAAAUAUCUUCAAGGAAAGAUAGGACCAUAAGUGAUGGUGGAGUGUAAGGAGCAAGUGGAAUUGACCACUUCAGGGAAGGAAACACAGAGUCCCUUCCCAAGGAAUGCAGGUCAUUUCUCUGUUCUUUCCCCUCUACCCUUUAAGAUCAAUUCUCCCUAUACUGCUAACUCUAGGAUUUGAUAAGGGCCACAUCCCAGUGUUUAUCUUAGCUUGCAUAAGGGCAUGUGUAUGUACAUGUAAAACGUGUAUUCCUGUCGUUUUUCCAAUAGCAGAAACUGAAUUCACACUGAAUUAGCAUGUUCUUGGGUGAUAUUGAUCAUGUGACAGAACUACAGACAUAACUCCAAUGUGAGAAAUGUCCUUUUUUUUAUUCUUUAUGAAAAAAAAUUGAAACACUAGUGCUGUAAUGUGUACUCUCCUGUAAGAUCUGUCUUUGUACAGAACGAAGCACUUGUUUAUAUGUACCAGUCAGUUGGAGAUUAUUACCAGACAAAUAGGUUGAUUGUCCUGUUCUCAGACUGAAUUAUCUUCUCUUUGGCCUAGUCACGGGGAAUUAAUAAAACUAGAUAGGAAUGUAUUUCCAUUCUCCCAGCCUACAGAUUUAAGUGGUUAAUGUAAGAGUUGACCCAAUUUAAGCCCAGUACUGUCAGUUCUCCUUAUCUCAGCCCAAAUAGGAAUUAAGAAAUAUCCCAAAUGUUGAUGCUUAUCCAAGCAUUUGGGGGUGGGAGUUGGAGGGAACUGAUGCCCAGGAGAUGGGACUAGAGUGAGGAAUAUAUAUUUUUUGAGCCUGCCCCACGUUUUUUCUACUGUAUUGUGAGUGUUGUAACGUUUGAAAAACUUGCCAUAGCUCUUUGGGACUUGGCGUUAAAGGAGCCAGUGGUCUCCCUUGGGUAGUAUACUAUAGUGAUUUAUUAUGACCCACAACCAUGUGGGUCUGCAUCCCUUGCAAAUGACACAACCUCAAAAGUAACAAUGAAAAACCACUCCACCAAGUACAUGUCUUUAUGUUGUCACUCUUAUUUAAAUACAAACUUGGGCAGGGAGCAUGUUUUUUCUUCUAUACAAAAUUUAGCUGACUUUGGAUAUUCAUAUUUUAAUUGUUGAAUGACUUACAUGUUCUUGAUGACUAAACUCAAAUGUCUUUUUCCUGUAUCAGUGUUGCUGGCGGUUUUAAUGAAUAUCAAAGUUCUCCUGUU
This is a messenger RNA of Lipotes vexillifer (Yangtze River dolphin), 3774 nucleotides long. It is a transcript of the gene ZNF436, whose product is annotated as zinc finger protein 436. The coding region runs from base 380 to 1789 and encodes 469 amino acids. The record is from RefSeq and is a predicted model, not a curated record. The transcript is spliced from 3 exons. Gene Ontology annotation, biological process: regulation of transcription by RNA polymerase II. NCBI's taxonomy places the organism in Eukaryota, Metazoa, Chordata, Mammalia, Artiodactyla, Lipotidae. Gene Ontology annotation, molecular function: RNA polymerase II cis-regulatory region sequence-specific DNA binding; DNA-binding transcription factor activity, RNA polymerase II-specific.